This is a messenger RNA of Schistocerca cancellata (South American locust), 480 nucleotides long. Its product is annotated as transcription factor Adf-1-like. The transcript has a single exon. The record is from RefSeq and is a predicted model, not a curated record. Bases 1 to 480 code for a protein of 159 amino acids. Gene Ontology annotation, cellular component: nucleus; transcription regulator complex. NCBI's taxonomy places the organism in Eukaryota, Metazoa, Arthropoda, Insecta, Orthoptera, Acrididae. Gene Ontology annotation, biological process: regulation of transcription by RNA polymerase II.
AUGACUUCUUGGUCAAAACAAAAUACACUGCAUUUUAUAGAGGCAGUGCGCAGGCAUCCCUGUAUAUGGGAUGUGAAACUAGGAGACUAUAAGAACACUCAGAAAAGGUACGACGAGUGGGAGGAAAUUGCCAAGGCAUUUAACGUGUCAAGGAAGGAAUGUGAGGACAAGUGGCAUAAUUUAAAAAGCCAAUAUAGUCGCGAGUUAGCUAAAAGGAAGAGCAGCAAAGGAACUGGAAGUGCUACAAGCAAUGUGUACCACUCUUCAUGGUAUGCUUUUGAAAGUAUGCAGUUCAUAAGAGACAAUUACAAACCACUCUCUCAUAGGAUCACACAUGUAGUAGUACCAGUAAGUAAACUUGUUAUUUUAUUAAUCAUAUAUUUGGCAACAUUUUUUCGUGCUAAUGCUUUACAUAAUGUGAAUAUUUACAAUUUCACUGAAAAACAUGAUUCUCCAUACUGCUAUGGUUUGAAGUCCUGA